Oreochromis aureus is the source of this 1090-nucleotide messenger RNA. RefSeq names its product RAB, member of RAS oncogene family-like 3 (gene rabl3). The record is from RefSeq and is a predicted model, not a curated record. The transcript is spliced from 9 exons. Gene Ontology annotation, biological process: intracellular protein transport. Gene Ontology annotation, cellular component: endomembrane system. The coding region runs from base 34 to 735 and encodes 233 amino acids. NCBI's taxonomy places the organism in Eukaryota, Metazoa, Chordata, Actinopteri, Cichliformes, Cichlidae. Gene Ontology annotation, molecular function: GTPase activity.
CACUGUUUACUUCCUGAUCGCGUCUGUCAAAAAAUGGCCUCUCUUGACAGGGUAAAAGUGUUGGUUUUGGGAGAUUCCGGGGUUGGCAAGUCUUCCUUGGUCCAUCUGCUAUGUCAGAAUCAAGUUUUGGGAAAUCCAUCGUGGACUGUUGGCUGCUCUGUAGAUGUGCGGGUUCAAGACUAUAAGGAGGGAACCCCAGAGGAGAAAACCUUCUACAUUGAACUCUGGGAUGUUGGAGGAUCCGUUGGCAGCGCCAGCAGCGUCAAAAGCACCAGAGCAGUCUUCUACAACUCGGUUAACGGAAUUAUAUUGGUCCACGAUCUGACCAAUAAGAAGUCCUCUCAGAAUCUGUACCGCUGGUCACUGGAAGCUUUGAAUAAGGAUUCCUCUCCAACUGGAGUCAUCGUCUCAAACGGUGACUAUGACAGAGAGCAGUUUGCAGAGAAUCCGGUGCCUUUGCUGUUGAUCGGAACCAAGUUUGACCAAAUUCCAGAAAACAAGCGCAGUGAAGUUCUCACUCGGACGGCUUUCUUGUCUGAAGACUUCAAUGCAGAAGAAAUCAAUCUUGACUGCACCAACCCCAGAUACCUGGCUGCAGGCACCUCAAACGCUGUGAAGCUCAGCAGGUUCUUUGACAAGGUAAUAGAGAAAAGAUAUUUCACCAGAGAUCCCAGUCAGAUGACUGGCUUCACAGACAGAAAACGGUUCAACUUCAAAAGUUUGCACUAUGACUGAGACCUGUGAUCAGACCCGCCCACUCAGACACGCGCUGGAAGUGAAUCUAGAAAAGUUUGUAAAAGCUGGAAAUGACAUUUGAAGAAGAUGCUGAGGACAGAGAAUGAAGAGGCAUCAUUCCUGUGCUCCUCCAUUGUUUGCUUGAUCCACGGGAUGAAGGAACUGACUUUAGUGAAGACAUGCGGGUACCUUGGAUCAUUACAGUCGUUUAAUGAGGUAUAAGCUGUUAUACCUUGAGGCUUUGUGUUGCAGAUAAGUGGUCCACCAGAGUCUCCCUACAAAGAAAGACUGAUUGAGCGAUCUGUGUAAAGGUUGCACAUUUUUGUCAUGAAUAAAAAACUAAACCUGUAUUUGA